UGUAGUAGUUCCUUCGUACUGAAUCAGCUCGGACAGCCUGUGUGUGUUAGCGGUCCUCUUUCCUUGAUUUCUCUAGGUAGAAUAUUUAAAUCUUACUUUGACACAGAGAGGAGACCAUUCUUUUGCCGAUUUGGUCCUGAUCCAUCCCAGUUUUGACAAAGCUGAAAGAAUCCCCUUGGUACAAGACUCACUUGUCAUUGGAAGUUCUACCUUUACCCACUAGAGUGCUCUUUCAUCAUUCAGUAUAUCUCAGCUACUCCAACUGAAGAGACCAUUUCUUAUUUCCUGGAUAGAGUUUUGGUGCUGCGUUUUCUUUGACGCGGUGGAUGCCACGGCACAGAUAGACACACAGGAGAAUGUCGGUGAAUCUCAGUAAAAAUGGAGCAGCGCUCACGGCCGCGUAUAAAGAAGUGGUGGAUGUGAAGUCUGAUACCAACUGGGCUCUGUUCACCUAUGAGGGGAACACCAAUGACAUCCGCCUGGCAGAGAAGGGAGACGGCGGUCUGGAGGAGAUGGUGGAGGAGUUGAGCAGUGGGAAGGUGAUGUAUGCCUUCUGUCGUGUCAAGGACCCCAACUCUGGCCUGUGUAAAUAUGUCUUCAUCAACUGGACAGGUGAAGGGGUAAAGGACUCUCGGAAAGGACAGUGCGCCAACCAUGUCAUUUCCAUGGGUAACUUCCUACGGGGUGCCCAUGUGACCAUCAAUGCACGGGGAGAGGAUGACGUGGAGCCAGAGAGCAUCAUGGGUAAAGUGGCCAAGGCGUCGGGGGCCAACUUUAACUUUCGCAAAGAGACACAGAAAUACAGUGACGUACCCAGUGGACCUGUGGGGUCGAUGUACCAGAAGACUAAUGCUGUGGAUGAGAUUCUGCAAACCAAAGAGACACAGAAAUAUGACAUACCCAGAGGGCCUGUGGGGUCGGUGUACCAGAAGACUAACGCUGUGGAUGAGAUUCUGCAAACCAACAAGGACAACUUCUGGGCCCAAUCUCAGAGAGAUGAGGAGGUGCGUCAGAAGGAGGAGAGCAAGAGAGUGGAGGAGGAGAGGCAAAGGGUGAAAAGAGAGCGAAAAGAGAGGGAUGAAAAGGAGGCUGCAGAGAGAGAAAUGAGGGCAAAGGAGAGAACCUCUCAAAUCGACCAGGCAAAGACUUACCAGAAGCAGCAGGAGUCAGGGUAUAGAGACCAGGAACAACAUCAGCCGGAGCAGCAGGACAUUGAGCGUCAGAACUCUCAGAGGAUAAGACCUGCAUCUGUACAAAAUGCAAACGAGGCAGCACGUCUGAUCUCCCAGAGGUCCUUGAACCCCAGAGAGCUGUUUAAAAAGAGAGAGCAGAGUGCUUCACUGGACAGCACGCCCAGCUCCAGACCUGGGAAGCUGCAGAGCCACUUCCUGGCUCAGAAGUCCACUGAGCAAGAAACACCCAUCGAACCACGUUCCCCACAAUACCCUGCUUUUCUUCACCCAGAAGCCCCGGCUCCACUGCUCCCAAAAACACCUGCUCUGCUCUCAGUGCCCAAGGCACAGGCAGCCCCACUCUCACCUGUCCAACCCGCAGAGUCUUCCUUCACUGAAGAGGAGUACUGGUCAGAUGAUUUUGAUGAUGAUACACAGGACACAGCGCCAGAGGACGAGCCAACAGUUGCCGGCCUGGUUCAGGGUAGAGAGGGGCACAUUGGCCAGGAUGAGGUAUACGAGCUCCUGCCAUUGGCAGCAACAAAUGAGGAGGAUAACAUUUAUGAUGAUAUCUACCAGGACACACCCACAGUGCUGGAGCAGAGAAAGGAGGCCAGUGGACAGGAUGUGCAUGCCAGGGCUCUGUAUGACUACCAAGCCACUGACGACUCUGAGAUUACCUUUGAUCCUGAUGACAUCAUCACAGGGAUAGACAUGGUGGAUGAGGGUUGGUGGAGAGGCUACGGACCGGAUGGACACUACGGAAUGUUCCCGGCCAAUUACGUUGAGCUCCUGUAGUUCCAAAGCCCUCCCACAUGCCUGUACAACCAAUUAGAGCAUCAGUUAGAUCAUUCUACUGUAUUUUAAUGUACAACAGAGCAAUUCUAGUCUUUAUGAUUGUCUGGUUUUAGUCAGGUCUCAGACUAGUAGUCUUCCAUGGGAUUAUGGGGAUGUUUGGGGUUUUAUAUGUGUCUUGAAGUUGUCAGACUUUUGCUUUUGAUCCACUUUUCAAUAAAUAAAGAUGCAUGUCCAACUGUU
This is a messenger RNA of Salvelinus fontinalis (brook trout), 2210 nucleotides long. RefSeq names its product drebrin-like protein B. NCBI's taxonomy places the organism in Eukaryota, Metazoa, Chordata, Actinopteri, Salmoniformes, Salmonidae. Gene Ontology annotation, cellular component: site of polarized growth; plasma membrane; lamellipodium. Gene Ontology annotation, biological process: postsynaptic actin cytoskeleton organization; positive regulation of dendritic spine morphogenesis; neuron projection morphogenesis. The record is from RefSeq and is a predicted model, not a curated record. Gene Ontology annotation, molecular function: actin filament binding. The transcript is spliced from 16 exons. The coding region runs from base 357 to 1970 and encodes 537 amino acids.